Molecule: messenger RNA, 1508 nt
Organism: Oncorhynchus masou masou (cherry salmon)
Lineage: Eukaryota; Metazoa; Chordata; Actinopteri; Salmoniformes; Salmonidae
Product: acyl-coenzyme A thioesterase 1-like
Exons: 10
Coding region: 149-1447 (432 amino acids)
Biological process (GO): fatty acid metabolic process; acyl-CoA metabolic process
Molecular function (GO): fatty acyl-CoA hydrolase activity
Source: RefSeq, a predicted model, not a curated record
AUAAUUUUUUAUCCUUAUCACCAGAACAUUUCUGUAAUAUAGGGUUCAGCCAGUUCAGACAAACAAAGGUUCAUCUUCUCUUAGUUUCUAUUACGAGUGGGUCAAUGCAUUUGUUUUAGAGGACAUUUCCACUACAACAAUCUGUGACAUGAAUUCUGUUCCUGUGUUGACUGUAAAACCAUGGAGAGCCCUCUUUGAUGAGAAGUUCCAUGUGGUUGUGGGGAACUUACCACCGACACAGGAGGUCACACUACAUUCUUUACAUCAGUCUGAAGACACAGACUACUGGGAGGCGUUUGGGCACUAUGUCAGUGAUGCUCAGGGAAGGGUCACAGUUGCUAAAGAUGAAAGUUUUGGGGGCACGUAUGAGGGUGUUGAUCCAAUGGGUUUGUUGGCGAGCAUGAGACCAAUACCUGGCAGUAGAUCUGGACUCAGAUUCAGGAUCAAAAAAGUCCACACUCCCAUGGUGGUGCACAUCUCUGUGUACAGGGGACACGUGAGUCAGGGGUUCAGGGAGCAGGUGGCCCUGGCGAGUGUCGUCACAGAGCGCUGGUACAUGGCCCCCGGAGUCCGCAGGGUCGACAUCACAGAGGGAGGGGUCACAGGUACCCUGUUCCUGCCACCAGGUCCCGGACCCUUCCCUGGAGUUUUAGACAUGUGGGGAGGUGGUGGCGGCCUGGUGGAAUAUCGAGCUGCUCUCUUAGCAUCCCACGGUUUUGCUGCCAUGGCGUUAAUGUACCUCUUCCCAGAUGCACAGAAAGCUGCUACCAUUGGCUUCCAUUACAUUGAGAAUGCUUUCAGACUGCUGCAGGAUCACCCUCUAGUGGCCUCUGACAAAAUUGCCCUGCUUGGCACGUCCUUUGGUGCCUCAGUCGCUUUAUCCCUCGCUGUCUUCUCAGAAACUGUAAAACCAAUAUGUUGUGUGUGCAUCAGUGGCAGCCAUGUUCUUACACUCAAAGCCAACCAGUCCAUUGCCGAAUCCUUCAAAGUGAUGAAAGAACACGUCCAUAAGUCUCGCAUGGAUGAGAACAAUUGCAUAAUCUGGAGGGACACUCUUCUACCCAUUCCAGAGGAUUCUGACCUGAAAGUAGAUGUGGGGAGGAUAACAUGUCCAUUACUACUGGUUGUCGGACAAGAUGAUAUGAAUUGGGCCGCUGUUGAAUCAGCUGAUGAUAUGACGCAGAUGAUGGAGAGAGCAGGGAACAGUCACCUGCUGACCACUCUGUCCUACCCUGGAGCUGGUCACCUGAUUGAACCUCCGUAUGGUCCCCACUGCAGGGCUUGUACCUUUGUGUUGCAGCCAGGCCAACAGAGAGUGGUCGUGCUGUGGGGAGGCCUCACCAAACCUCACGCCGUUGCACAGGAAGACUCAUGGAAGAAGAUUCUAGAUUUUUUGCAAGAGCAUCUCUGUCACAGUGUCAAACCCCAUGUGUAUUCCAGACUGUGAGCAUUGUCUUAUGUCAGGUUGCGUCACUCCUACGUGUGAGAGAAGAUUCUAGGUUUUCACC